AUGAAGUUGCAGAGGAAGUUCCUGGUCCUCUGGUUUCUCCAGAAAAUUUCACAAAAGGGCAAGCCCCCGGAACUGCAGAUACUCAACUCAAACAAUUUAGCAGAGCAGUUUCAUGGUCGAGUACUUGAGUUCCUCAACCAUGGAUGCAGUGCUCAGUUCUACAUGAUAUGGUUUUCACCAGCAACCAAGUUUGGCAAAAGAGAAGUCAUGGCCACGGACAGUCUCUUAAAAUUCAAUCCUAAAGGGUGCUUGAUGAUCCUAUCAAAAAGCAUGGAUUCAGGAAGUGGAUACAGAAUCCUGAAGCCGCUUCUAGAUCGAGGAUUCAAAGUAAAAGCAUUAACACCAGACCUGCCCUUUCUAGUCAAGAACACCCCAGCUGAAACUUGGCUUCAAGAAUUAUGA
This is a messenger RNA of Prunus armeniaca (apricot), 402 nucleotides long. NCBI's taxonomy places the organism in Eukaryota, Viridiplantae, Streptophyta, Magnoliopsida, Rosales, Rosaceae. The record is from the annotation of a GenBank genome assembly.